Boleophthalmus pectinirostris (great blue-spotted mudskipper) is the source of this 7116-nucleotide messenger RNA. Its product is annotated as pleckstrin homology domain-containing family G member 1. NCBI's taxonomy places the organism in Eukaryota, Metazoa, Chordata, Actinopteri, Gobiiformes, Gobiidae. The record is from RefSeq and is a predicted model, not a curated record. Gene Ontology annotation, molecular function: guanyl-nucleotide exchange factor activity. The transcript has 17 exons. Bases 250 to 4692 code for a protein of 1480 amino acids.
CAGCCUCGCACUCAUGUUGUCUCUGGAAGUUUGCUCAGAAGCAUUUCGCUGGACGUUUCGCUGGAUAUUUACAAUGAGCGGAAGAAGUACGUGAGGACUACUUCACUGCUACUGCUGCUACUUCAGCUGCUAGUACUGCAGUUUGUACCGGGGAGCUUGCAUUUGGAAGUACUUUGGAUAUGUGUACUUGGAUAUUCAAAUCAGAGGUUGACAAUUGAACUCUGACUGAUACUGGUGAAGGAAGAUACAAUGCCUACCGACGACUACACCUACCUCCCCGAUGUGCUGCCGCCUCUGCCUGAAGUGCCGGACUCCGUGUCGGACCUGAGCUCACGGUGCCUGCGUAGCCCCUCCUACCGCCAGGCCCCCUCCCGCUACAGUUCCUCCCACAGCAUGGACUCCGCCCUGGACGCUACCGACCGGCCCGUCAGCUACACCUCCACCUCGUCUUCAGCGUCGUCCCGGGACAGCCACUGCUCGCUGGGCAGCCGCUCCACACUAGUCUCCGCCCCGAUGUCGGACAGAGAUUCUGGGGCGAUAAGGUUGGAGCUGGUUCCGACCAAACAGCUGGAGGACGAGAGCGAUGUGGAGUCCAAAACGGGGCAAAGGAGACAGAGUAACCCACAGACGACAACUGCGACAGAGAUGAAGGAGGUGUCCACGAACGGGACAGGGGGACAGGGACAGAGGACGUACGUGGACAGGGUGGUGCAGGAGAUUCUGGACACGGAGAGGACGUAUGUGCGGGACCUGCAGAGUAUUGUAGAGGAUUACCUAGAGAGCCUCAGCGAGCAGUCUGUGUCCGCUCUGAGCCCCGAGGACAAAGGAUCACUGUUUGGGAACAUCCAGGACAUCUACCACUUCAACAGAAAUCUUCUCGAGGAGCUGGAGAGGUGUGACGCGGACCCUGUGGCGAUCGCAGAGUGUUUCGUGUCUAAGAGCGAAGACUUCCACAUCUACACCCAGUACUGCACCAACUACCCUCGGUCGGUGGCUGUUCUCACUGAGUGCAUGAGGAACAAAGCCCUGGCCAAGCUGUUCCGGGAGCGUCAAGAGCGUCUGCAACACUCCCUGCCCCUGGGCUCCUACCUGCUCAAGCCAGUGCAGCGCAUCCUCAAGUACCACCUGCUCCUGCACGAGAUCGCCAACCACCUGGAGAAGGACACAGAGACUCUGGAGGUGGUCCAGGAGGCCAUUGACACCAUGCAGAGGGUGGCCUGGCACAUCAACGACAUGAAGAGGAAGCACGAGCACGCCGUCAGGCUGCAGGAGAUCCAGAGUUUGCUGACCAAUUGGAAAGGGCCCGACCUGAUUGGCUACGGGGAGCUGGUCCUGGAGGGAACGUUCCGACUGCAGCGCGCCAAAAACGAACGCACCCUCUUCCUGUUCGACAAACUGCUGCUCAUCACCAAGAAGCGCGAGGAGACCUACACCUACAAGGCCCACAUUCUGUGCUGUAAUCUGAUGCUGGUGGAGGUCAUUCCUAAAGAGCCUCUGAGUUUCAGCGUGUUUCACUAUAAGAACCCAAAACUCCAACACACAGUCCAGGCUAAAUCUCAACAGGACAAGCGCAUGUGGAUUCUGCAUCUCAAGCGGCUCAUUCUGGAAAACCACCCGGCCAAGAUCCCAGCCAAGGCCAAGCAAGCUAUUCUGGAAAUGGAUGCAGUGCACCACCCAGGAUUCCACUACAGUCCUGAUGGAGACAAGAAAGACUCUCCCCAAACUAAGGAAGGUCCAACUCCACGGAGAGGACGCAGGAAAGAGCCCCUGUCCAAACUACUGAAGAACGCCAAACAGAACGCUGCCAACUCUGAUGGAGAAAAGCGGAGCAGUCUAGGGGCCACCCUGCUGUCCCCCGUGUCCCAGCUGGCUCUGGGCACCAUCGGCCGGAGCCGCAGCCUCAUCAACCAAUCACAGGAGUCCUUAGACCCAUGUGACCACUAUUACCAUAGCGACCGCGAGGAAGGGGAGGAGCCCCACCAGCAGGAUGCUGAUGACGAGGACGACAGCGGCAUCGGAGGCAGUAAGAAGCUGAGGGUCCCCGGUAAAGGCAGCAGGAAGAGGCUGAACCCUCAGGGCUCCGUGGACAACAUUGAUCAGUGGAAGGCUUUCAACAUGAGCCCCUCUGACCUACAGAGAGCCAGAGAGUCCCUGACUCGGGACAGCAGCCGGCACCCUCCACUGCGUCGGUCAUCACGGGUCACUGAGACGCCCCCUGAUUCGCCCAUCCCCACUGUGAUCGUCACGCAGACCGACCCAUCAGUGAACAGCAUCUGGGCGGACCACAGGGCUCGGCGCGCCAUGUUUCCCACCCGCCAGCGCACCAUGCAACCCGACGAGGACGAAGACAUCUACCAAAUGUUCGUCCCGUCCGAAGCCAGCCGUGCCGAACCGGAACCACAAACUCAGUCUCCCAGUAGAACGGCCCGACCUGUCAGCUGGCACGUGGAGCAAGUCCCGACGGUGCAAGUGGACCCCCCGCCCUCCAAUGGGGGUAGGGUCCUACGCAGGGCGAGCAGCGUGGGGGAGAAGGCUACGGAAGCGAAGCAAAGUCCGGAAAGUGACCAAUCUAGCAACCUUGAAGUCAUCCACACAGAGUCCUCCAGCAACGACCUGUCUGCUUCCUCCUCAGCUGAACAACUAACUCUGGACGAUAUUGAAAACGUGUACGACAACAUCAGCUACCAAGAUCUCAAAAAUAUGGGACUGGUGAGGAGAGAUCUUGAGGAAAAAGACGUCAAAGAGGAACACGGAGAGAGCCCUGUGCCCACGAUCGAACCGGACACAUCAUCGGAAAGUAAUAGGUCCUCAACGCAUGAAGUAAAACCUUUUGAGAUGAACGUCGAGGAGGAAAACAUCUACGAUACGAUAUGUUUUAGAGAACCACCAACGAAAGACUCAAAAGUUGACCUUGACCAAGAGCGGGACAGUUUGUUGGCGUCAGAGCAGGACUUGAUGGAAAGUCUAAAAGGCUUUGUGUCCGAAGAAAGUUUGCAGUUCGAAGAUGAGGCGAACAACAAUGUCAAUCCGUGCUCUUCCGAAGUAGAUCUAUCUUCUUCGAGUGCUUCUGAAACUUUCUCAAGACAGAAGGGGGAUAAAAUGUCGGAGCGGGUGGAUGAGAUUUGGAACGACUUGGAAAACUACAUCAAGAUCAACGAGAAGAAAGCCGAUCGUUUACCUGCGGCUUUUCCGGUUAACGAAUCAUCCCCCAAGAAAAGGUUGAGUAAAACAAAAAGUCCACCGCAAACUUCUAGUCCUUCAAGAAAGCCUUCCACGCCAAUGUUUAAAGUUCCGGUUAUCAACAUACCUGAUAUUGAAGUAACAAAUGAAGAGGAACUAGCCAGCGCAACAAGUCAAACGCCAACUCCAACAACUCCAGAGCCCCAGCAGGGAACGGUCAAGAGUAUACGCAACCGGCUAGCACGCCUCAGCAGUGGCAGUUUCCGAUUGGACGAGGACGAUGACCUUGUAGAACUUCCGCCAAAGUCUCCAUCUCCGAAAGACCUCUUGUUCCCGGGAGAAUUGGCGAGCCUUGAUUCGCCUCUAGCUUCCAGUUCGUUGCUGUUGGGCGAUUCGGUGGACUUUCCGUUGGAGCUGAUGGACAAAACCAAAAGCAGGGUGUUCCUCAUGGCGCGGCAGUACAGUCAGAAGAUCAAAAAGGCCAACCAGCUGCUGCGCAUGAGGAGCAUGGACCCCGGGGACACGUGCAGCCGAACCAGAGCCGAGAAGAAGCAGAAGGACCUGGCAGCCAUCUUGGAGGAGAAGAAGCAAGGAGGUGCAGCUAUAGGUGCCCGGAUCGCCGAGUAUUCCCAGCUGUACGACCAGGUCAUGUUCCCUCCUGGCUCCUCCCCCUCCGGCCCCGCCUCCCCCGCCCCCCAUCACCACCACCACCACCACUACCACCUCCCCUCCUCCCCCUCCCUGCCCGAGACCUCCUCCGAGCACGACUGGCUCCACUCCACCUACAGCAACGGCGAACUGGCCAGCUUCAUCUCCUCCCUGUCCGCCGAAACCCCCCAGCUCCGCGCCGCCUCCACCCCGCAACGCCCUCCCAUUCCCCCCGGUCCCGCUUCCAAAACCUCCCAGUCCACGCCCAUUUCCCAACGCUGGAGCUCCUGCAUGUCCGCCCCGUCUGAAAAAGAGGAGCACGUGUAUAGCACUAUCAAGAGACACACAUCUUUCAACGCGCCGUCUUUGCCGCCGAAAAACGCAACCGAGCAAGAGAAGAAACCUAAAAGUAACAGGUCUUCCGGACACUACCCGAGCUUGGGGCGCACCGGCCGGCACAACAGCCUUCCGGAAAGCACGGACAUCACCUUGCAAGACGGGCAGCAGGUCGUAGUGCUAAACCGCAACUCGGCGCUGAGCAUUCUCACCGCCACGCAGAACUACCUCGCCAACUUCAAGGACAAUGGCGAGGACGACGACGAUUACGUAGAGAUCCGAUCGGAAGACGAAAGCGAGCCCGACCGCAACAGCAAUUUCGGAGUUUCGCCGAACUUCCCCAAGGGUCGGGUCCAGUCGCACAGCUUGCCGAACACGCCUGUCCAUAAGUGCGAUUCGCUGAGGUCCGUAGAGCGCCACCACCUGGAGAAGUACUUGUGGAGCGAGCAGCAGCAUCACAACCAACCCAAAAUUGUCCAGUCGUUGAGAGACAAAUUGCAGUGUCUUAGCUCGAGUAGUUUCGCCUAAAAAUGUAAACGUAUUCACAGCACGUUGGACUUAUCGGCGAAUACCAUUUCUGGAGCGAAAACCGGCCCACGUAAGCGAGGUGUGGGAGGGUUUAGCCGCUGAGCAGUCGAAGAGAAAGAGAUUUAGACCUGCUUCGCCGUUUUAAAUAAUAUACAGUCCACUCUAGUAUCUUUCAACGUAGAAAAAGGAACCAGUUAUCUCUUCGUUACAGGGCUUUCAUAGGUUGACUGUGCCAUAUUUGAUCUUGCCUUAGCACUUUUCAUGUGUACAUUGAUUACUGUUCACUGCAACUUCUGUCAAUCUGUACUUCUCAGAGUUACAAAUUAGCCGGUAAUUGUAAUAGUAUUUCUCAUAAAUAUAUUCUAGAUUGGUAUUAAAAUAAUUCCACUUUCAACAAAUAAUAACUUUUACUUUUAAGUUAAAGGGCCCAUAUUACGCUUUUUUCUGAACCAAAGUGUUAUAAUGUUGUUACCUCAUCACAAACAGACCUGGGGUUGUGUUUUGUUUUCAUUCGCACAUGUUUAACACACAGAUCCGGCAUAAUUAGGCUGAUUUAUUCUUUCAAAACAGGAAGUGCUCCACUGUGUUUGUGAAUAUUGUACAUCUUCACUAGAAUCACUUGGAACAUUUAAAUCCGUGUAUCAUUUGUUUAUUUGUUUUUCAAUAUAAAACCAAAAAUGACACGUAAAUAUGACUAUUUUCUUCAUUAUUUGUCUCCAAAACCAAAUUGAAAAAACAGAUUCGAUUUAUCAGUUUUCGAAUUUGUGUUUAAAUGAAAAGUGGAAAAAAUGGAUAACAGCCAUUUCCCAUUUGUCUGACUUAAACUGCGAUGCGGGACUGAACCGGGACUGAACCAGGACUGAACCGUUUUCAGUCCUGGUCUGGUCUCAGUCCCAGUCUCAAUCACGGUCUAGUCGUGGUCUGGCCCUGCCUCAUUCCUGGUCCUGUUCCCGGUCUCAGUCCCAGUCUGGUUCUGGUCUUGUCCCGGACCUGGUUCAGUCCAGGUUCAGGCGCAAAAGUCCAACAUCGCAGUUUAAGUUUCGGAAACGGCGAUUAUCCGUUUUUUUCCAUUUUUCAUUUAAACACAAAAUCGAAAACUGAAAAACUGAAUCGUUAUCCUUUUUUUUUUUUUCAUUUUGGUUUUGGAGACAAAUAAUGAAGAAAACCGUUGUUUUUUUUUCACUUUCUUAUUUUUGAUUUCAUAUUGAAAAACUAAUGAACAAAUGAUACAUGGAUUAAUUUCAGUUCUGAAAUGAUCAGUCUCUACUAAACAAAAGGUAAAAAACGGUGGAACAGAGCAUUUUGAGCUUUUGGAGAUGCAGACAGAUUAAUAAUAAAGCUUUACGCAAACAUGUGUGAAUGAAACAAAACACAACUUCAAUGGUUUCUGAGGAGGUAACAACAUUAUAAAAUGGCUUAAAGCAUCAAGAGUCAGUUUUGCGUAAUAUAGAACCUUUAAACAGUAACAUACAUAUAACAUACAACAUACAUUGGCUUGUGUUUCUAUUCGCUUUCUAUUCAAACUUGCAAUAUAACGCUUUUAAUUUAGCAUUUUACUGACAAGCUUUUAGCAAUAAUAAGGUAUCCACAUUAUCUAUCUAUCGUGGCUAGUGAAAUUAGACUUAAACUAUAAGUCUUACUGUCAAUAGUGUAUCCUGCUUUUAAAAUAUCUAUAAGAGCUAUCUAUUUAUUUUCAAUAUGUGAGUAAAUCUUAUGGGUUGAAGUUUUAAAUGGUUUUAACAUAAAGGGACCAGGAAGGAGCACGUUGGCGGUAGUUGAAAUUCUACAGUACUGUUUUUCUUUUUUUUUUUCUUUACAAUUUCUGUUUAAAGGGACACUAUAUCGCACUACUGAACAAGAUUUUUAUAUUUUUAUUUUUUUUGCAAAAUUUGAAGCCACACCCAGUUCGCACAUUUCAAUUGAAGUUCACACAAAUUUUCACUAAAUGUAUUCUAUUUAUAUGUCAACACACCUCUUUACAAUUAUCACAUCAAAUUGUAAAUGCAAGUUAAAUGUAUUUAUUUAAACUUUAAGAGACUCACAAAAUUGACUCCAGUUCUGUUACACAAUAAAAUCACAAAAUCUGGUCUUGUUUUGUUUAAGAUGUGUAGAUUCAAAUGAUGGAAUAUUUUGAAAUAUGAAGUAAGUUUAUGUCCAUGUGAGUCUCUGUUUCACUGAUGGGGUUGGGCAGGUAUCAUUGACUCUUUUUUGCACUUUUUUCUGUUUUUACUUUUAUUUGUAAACUCUUUGUAUAGAUGUACAUUAGGAACAUUAUUCUCGUUUGCCAUAGGUGUGAUUUAAUGUUUUCUUUUUUUUUGUCUUUUUAAGUUAAGUGUACUGAAUUUUGUAACUGCCUCGUUGUCUUUGCUCAACAGAACUGUACUGCAGGAAAUAAAUAUAAAGUAAAUUUUAACUAUAUAAAAA